This is a messenger RNA of Brassica oleracea var. oleracea, 2731 nucleotides long. RefSeq names its product ATP-dependent 6-phosphofructokinase 1. The coding region runs from base 1263 to 2477 and encodes 404 amino acids. The transcript has 13 exons. Gene Ontology annotation, biological process: fructose 6-phosphate metabolic process; glycolytic process. The record is from RefSeq and is a predicted model, not a curated record. Gene Ontology annotation, cellular component: cytoplasm. Lineage: Eukaryota; Viridiplantae; Streptophyta; Magnoliopsida; Brassicales; Brassicaceae. Gene Ontology annotation, molecular function: ATP binding; 6-phosphofructokinase activity.
GCCGGAACUAGUCUUAACCUCGCUAUCUUCCUUGUCUGUUCACGGAUCCUUCUUCUCCUUCCUUUAAAGUUGUAUGCUAUUCCUCUGUUUGCUGCGGAACAGUUUGAACAGCCUUCGUUUUCUAGAUCUGAUGAACCUUUGGUAGAUCUGUGGGCGUGAGCGGUGUCUCCAGGUGGUGUAUAAGGUUUCACCUUUGUCCGGUCUCCGUCUGCGUCUCUGAUCAAGGUAAAGUUUCAACCUUUGUGGUUCUCCUGUUAUGUCGUGGUUGUUCACAACCUGUUUAGAGUGGUUCUGCGACAGUUUGGGAGGGUUGAACCCGGUUAGUCUCUCAUGGAUUUUUGGGUUGCCUUAACUAAUCUUUGAUUCAGCAACGGUAUAGCAGUGUCAUGGUUGUGUGUGGUGAGCAGGUGAAGGUCAUGGUCCUUAAGAUGAAGAUGGUUUUAGGUUACCUCUCCCGGCUACGAAGGUCCCUUUUUCACCUUGAAUAAGUGUUCUUCUUGGGUGCUUCUAAUCUCCGUGUUUCCUCUGUGGCUUCGUAUGGUGAAGCAAUAUAACAAGGUGGAGGCGUGAAGAUCUCCAGAUGAAGGUGCGGUUGAGGUGGACCUUAUCUCGAGUGUUGUCUCUUCACGGUUUUGUGCCUUAGUGUAGGCGUUGUGGUUUGGUAGUCGUCAUCGUGAACAUGUGGUUCAGAUGAAGUCUUGAUGGUUCAGGCAUUGUCAUUGUGAACUUGAGGUUCAAAUGAAGUCUCUGCUCUUCCGGUUGCGUGCUAUCUUGCUUAGUUCAUGAACACCACAAACACAUCGCCACUUGUUCACUAUAUCCUCUUCAUCCAAAGAAAAACACAUUCACCACAACCCCGUGAUGACCUGAUCCGUUUCUCCACAGUUCUUGUAUCAUCUCCAUCCCUCACUAUCUUCAAAGAUUCAAGUCAUCCUCAAAACAGAGCACGUCUUCCGAAACCGAUCAUCAUCAUCAUCAUCAUCAUCAAUUCGGGUCUUUGAUCCCUAGACUCGGUAGGAAGUAUCGAUCGUUGAGCUUUGAUUCGGGUCUCCUCUUGAUCGUUAAUCAGAGAUUCGAGUCCCCGACGAGGUUGGUUAUGGCAACCUCUGCCUUAAACUCCGACAAAAAGAUCGUCACCGGUCCAGCCGGUUACGUUCUCGAAGACGUUCCUCAUUUCUCCGAUUACAUCCCAAACCCUCCUACAUAUCCAAAUCCAUUACAGGACAACGCUGCUUACUCUGUUGUUAAGCAGUACUUCGUUGAUGAGGAUGACACAGUUCCUCAAAAGGCGAGCAGGACCACGUCAAAGGGUAUACUUUGAUUCAGAUGAUGUUGUUGCUUGCAUUGUUACAUGCGGUGGCCUGUGUCCAGGUCUUAAUACUGUGAUCAGAGAGAUUGUUUGUGGAUUGUCUUACAUGUAUGGUGUCAAGAAAAUCCUCGGAAUCGAGGGAGGUUACAGAGGAUUCUACGCAAGGAACACGAUUGAUUUGGACUUAAAAACAGUGAAUGAUAUUCACAAACGUGGAGGAACCAUCCUCGGGACUUCAAGAGGGGGUCACGACACUACAAAGAUAGUUGAUAGUAUUCAAGAUCGUGGGAUUAACCAGGUUUAUAUAAUUGGUGGAGAUGGAUCACAGAAAGGAGCGGCUGCUAUAUUCGAGGAGAUUAGAAGACGUGGACUCAAAGUUGCUGUUGCUGGGAUCCCCAAAACAAUCGACAAUGACAUUCCUAUUAUAGAUAGAUCGUUCGGGUUUGACACAGCUGUAGAAGAGGCUCAACGUGCUAUUAACGCAGCUCAUGUGGAAGCUACAAGCUUUGAGAAUGGUAUUGGUCUUGUCAAGUUAAUGGGACGUUAUAGUGGAUUCAUUGCGAUGUAUGCAACACUAGCGAGCAGAGAUGUGGACUGUUGCUUGAUCCCGGAGUCUCCAUUUUUUCUUGAAAGCAAAGGCGGUCUUUUCGAGUUUAUCGGUAAACGGCUAAAGGAGAAUGGUCACAUGGUGAUUGUGAUCGCAGAAGGCGCUGGACAAGAUCUUUUGUCUGAAAGCAAUGAACAGUCCACAACUCUCAAAGAUGCCUCUGGAAACAAACUCUUACAGGACGUGGGCCUAUGGAUCUCCCAACGGAUCAAGGAUCAUUUUGCCAAGAAGAUGACCCUAAACCUCAAAUACAUAGAUCCAACCUACAUGAUAAGGGCUGUUCCGAGCAAUGCAUCAGACAAUGUAUGCUGCACGCUAUUAGCUCAAAGCGCGGUUCAUGGAGUGAUGGCUGGUUACAAUGGCUUCACCGUUGGCCUUGUCAAUGGCAGACAUACUUACAUUCCCUUCUACAGGAUCACGGAGAAACAGAACAAAGUGGUGAUCACUGACAGAAUGUGGGCGAGGCUUUUGUCUUCAACAAACCAGCCUAGUUUCAUGAAGCACGAUGAUAUUCACGAACCAAACCAUUCGGGUGGUGAAGCAGGUGCCAUGAAUUGGUGAAACAACUCUCGUCUGAAAACAUUUGUUUGAAAAGAAAGUAACGUUUCUUUAUUUUGAUAGAAGCUUCUCAAAAUGUUUUAUAAUCUUUCUUCAAGCAAAAGAGAAGAGAUAUACAUUUCCUCCUUGGAAAGAGAGUUCAUACGGUUAUAUAAUUGCGAUAAAUAAUGUACUAAACUUAUGGUUUGAUCUUUGCUCUUACCAAACUGUAAUUUACACUUAUAAGCACAAAUCUAUAAGGAAAUGUUUUGGUUCAA